Molecule: messenger RNA, 2564 nt
Organism: Metopolophium dirhodum (rose-grain aphid)
Lineage: Eukaryota; Metazoa; Arthropoda; Insecta; Hemiptera; Aphididae
Product: max-binding protein MNT-like
Exons: 9
Coding region: 635-2257 (540 amino acids)
Biological process (GO): regulation of transcription by RNA polymerase II
Molecular function (GO): RNA polymerase II cis-regulatory region sequence-specific DNA binding; protein dimerization activity; DNA-binding transcription factor activity, RNA polymerase II-specific
Source: RefSeq, a predicted model, not a curated record
GCCCCGCCGCCGAUCAUUUCGGCUCGCGAAAAUCCUACGCGCUCCACGUCGCUCGCCGCGCACCCGGCACCGCACAGCCAGUAGCCUCAGCGGCACAGCGACGACCGACCUGUGGGCACGUUAUUAGCGGUUAUUAUUUUAUUUUUUUUCGUUUUUUAGUUUUCAAUGAAGCGCACGGGUUUUUAAUUUUUCGUUUUCGUUAUUGUUAUUAUUAUUAUUAUUAUUAUUAUUAUUGUUAUUAUUUUAAAAAUUCGCGAUUCAAAAAUAAUCGUCUCUCGCCCGGGUGUACCAGAGACGUCGUCGACGUGUGUCGCCGCCGCUCGUUCACGAAUAAUCCACUGCCACCGGUAUAUACACCUGGAAUAAAUCGCUCGACCGUUCCCGUCGCGCGACACGAGUAGGAAAAAUUCCAAAAGCCCGUCGUCGUCUGCGUGACGUUUUCGAUCGGUCUCCCGCGUCGCCGGCGGUUUGCGCGCGUCACACUUAACGGCAUGAAGCGACCACGGCGAUCGUGACUCGGCACGGCAGGGCGUCUCGCGAUUGUGUAAAUGGUGUUUGCGUCCAGGGUACUGUGAUAUGUUUGCUGUUGACACGUGGACGACGACGACGGAGGAGGUGGCUUGCCCGGGCCAGCAUGAGCAUGAGAUGCGGGCUACAGACACUGCUUGAGGCUGCCCGAUUCGUCGAGUUACAGGAAGAGUUCGAAAAACAACAGUUGGUCACCUUACACGCAGCCGAAGAGCCGUUGUUGAGUAACAAGGAUGCUGGUUACCAUCCUACUUCGGUAACAUUGCCCAGUUCCGAUCUACCGGCGUCGUUGAACCACAUCGAACCGCCGUCCACGCCACCGAGACAACAGCAACUGCUACAGCUACACCAGCAAGUCACCCCCGUCGCACUACAGCAGCAACACACACAACAGCUACACCAGCCACAGCAACAACUACAACAACCACCACAACAACAACUGCAACUACAACUACAUCAGCCGCUACAGCAACACCAAGCCGUAUAUAAGCCCACUGUUGCCGCCUGUACAGCCGUUGUAACCGUUAACAACAACAACAACAACAACAACACCACCACCACUGUCGCCCUAGUCAACAGCCACGACGAUAAUGUCGCCGCACUGUCUUUGGCGCAGGAACUCAAAAGACGCACAGGAUCUGGCACCAGAGAAGUGCACAACAAAUUGGAGAAGAACCGUCGUGCACACCUUAAAGAAUGUUUCGAGCUGCUCAAGAAACAAGUACCCGCGUCUCAAGACGAGAAAAAGACUUCGAACCUGAGUAUACUCAGGAGCGCAAUCCGGUAUAUUCAGGUGUUGAGGCGUCGAGAAAGAGAGCUGGAGCACGAGAUGGAAAGACUGGCCAGAGAAAAGAUUUGGGCUCAACAGAGGCACGCGUCUCUCAAGAAAGAACUAGCCGCCAAAUGGGAUCACAUCGAUUUCAGCAAGCUAUUGCCGGAUUUGCCGCCCGACGUGAUUACCAGGAAGGCCACUAUAGCCGCCACAAGUAUAAACGGAGAUUUCGAAACGGAAAGGGACGCUAGCAUGGUUACUAGCGACGCGGACGACAGCAAACUCAGUGCUCUGUACAGUAGUACAUCAUCGCUGUCCAGUUCCUCCCCGCCCACGCUGCCGUUCGUCUCCGACAUUAUUCCCCAUCAGGUGCAGGUCGUCAGCACGUCUCCGAUGAUGGGGAGUACAAUUCACAUAGUUCCUCAGACCAGAAACUCGUCCUCGUUACCACCGAACGCUUUGCAACAGCAAACCCUCACGUUUGUCCAUCACAAAGAUGCUCUCAAUCAACACGAUGGCGCUACUCAGGCAGUGUUGACCAAGGUGUCCAAUGGCUCGUUUACUUUGUACGGCGACCCAAAACUUACGCCCAAUCGUUCCAAAAUGUCUCUUGCAGGCAUAAAGAUUGGCACCAGUGUGAUCGAUCAUUCCAACAACACAGCGUCCGCACCAAUCAGACUGUUGCAGAAUAAUAUCAUAGCGGCACAAACGUCAGUUGUGAACAGAGGACAGCCAACUCCAAAUCAUGUCAUAACUCGGCCGUUACUCCUAACUCAUCACCAUGCUAAUUCUGCUCCAGCUCAUCUAGUACUAUCUACAGCUUCUUCUAAGGCAGUGACAAUUCCAAAUCAGCAAUUACCACCACUGUCAAAUGGCCAUCUUAUAGUCAAGCCGAGUGCGAUGGUGGUUAUGAACAGCUCACAGCCAAAAUCGCAUCAUUCCGGCCACAAAGCAUAGCAUUCACCGAUCCUUAUGUUAAAAGAUAUAAACUAUUGUACAAUAAUACUAAUUUUUUGGGGUUUUUGGUAAUAACAGCGUAUAAAAUAGUUUUAAUAACAGUUUAAAAAACAAAAAAAAAACACUAUUUGUACCAUGUAAUAUUUAUAUAGACUACGAUGAAAAUUAUUUUAUUAUAUUUAUUAUUUCAAAAACCUGACAUCUUUAAAAUCUAUUGUAAAUACUAUAGUUUUAAUUUUAUUUAUAAAAAUUUAAAAAAAAAUCACAUUAAAAAAUUAAUUAUCGUAAUUAAAUAUAUUUGUCAUAA